AUGUCGAAACCCGUCACGAGGAGUGCGGAUUCCCUGAAGUCGUUGACUACGAAACUGAAGGGACUCAAAUUAUCUUUAAGCAAUAUUUGCGUAUUCGUUAAAAACUUCAAAGAUGAUACUACCGCUGCUCAAAUCAAUGUCCGCCUUGAGAAGUUGGAUACGCUAUGGGUACAGAUUAGUGAAACUGUUUGGGAAAUCGAAGCGCACGAAGAUUUCGAGGAACAAGAGAGCCUUCAGACCAGCCAAGUGGACAUGGAGAACCGCUACUACGAUGCGAAAUCGUUUCUAGUGGAGAAGGCUCAAGCGUUUCAGAGCGAUGCCACUCAGAACCAAACGCUUCAUCCUGGAGACGCCACUCUACAUGGCAUGAUGGACCACGUUCGGCUGCCUCAAAUCAAGCUUCAAUGUUUUGAUGGCAACAUCGACGAUUGGUUGAGUUUCAGGGAUCUUUACACUUCCCUGAUUCACGAAAAACCCGAUCUACCAGCAGUGGAGAAAUUUCACUAUCUGAAAGGUUGCCUGGCGGGUGAGGCAAAGGCACUGAUCGAUCCGCUAAAGAUCACAAGAGACAAUUAUCAGGUUGCUUGGCAGACGUUGCUAAAACGCUAUAACAACAACAAGCUUCUUAAGAAGAAGCAGGUGCAAGCGAUGAUCAAAUUGCCGUCGCUCAUCAAGGAGUCAGCCACGGAUCUCCACAAAUUGGUUGAUGGAUUCGACCGUGUGAUUCAAACUCUCGACCAGAUUAUCCAGCCAGCGGAUUAUAAGGAUCUGUUGCUGGUGGAACUUCUAAGUUCUCGUCUCGAUCCUACCACACGACGCGGGUGGGAAGAACAUUCGUCUACGAAGCAGCAGGACACUGUGAAGGAUCUGCUGGAAUUUCUGCAGCGGAGAAUACAAAUUCUCGAAGCUCUACCAGCGAAGGUAGAAACGAAGGUCGAUCAAUCCCUACUACCAAAACGGAAACCAUUCUCAGCGAAGGUCAGCAACAACGCCGUACAGUCGAACAACGCUAAGUGUCCGUCGUGUUCGGAGAUUCAUGGACUCCACAUUUGUCCAGCCUUUCUGAAGAUGUCGUUGUCCAGUCGAGAGUCCCUACUGCGGGCUCAAUCACUCUGCCGCAACUGCCUCAAGCGUGGUCAUCUUGCUCGAGAGUGUGCAUCGAAGUUCUCCUGUCGGUAUUGUAAGGCACGACACCACUCCUUGCUGUGCUUCAAGGCAGGUGACGCUAACGGUAGCCAAGGAUCAUCAGGGAAGGCGAAUCUGGGAGAUAGCGCUAAGCAGGACGGCACAGGUGCGAAUUCGAAGGCAGCGAAUGCCUCAGCGGUUGAAUCUACUUCUUCCAACGCGGCACAGUGCGUCUCAUCUCAGGUUCUCCUAGCUACAGCAAUCGUAGUGAUCGAAGACGACCAAGGUUCUCGCUAUCCAGCACGAGCGCUACUGGAUUCAGGGUCGGGAUGCAACUUCAUCACCGAGAAUCUUUACCAGACGAUGAAGGUAGCGGUUAAAAGGACGGAUAUUUCGAUUAUGGGCAUCGGACAAUCAAGCACUAAGGCAUCUCGCAAGAUCAAGGUAGUCGUCAAGUCUCGAAACUCGUCGUACGCUCGAUCGAUGGAAUUUCUCGUUCUACCGAAGGUCACAGCUUGCCUACCAACCUCUACAGUUCAGGCAAAUGGAUGGGAUAUACCGGUAGACAUCGAAUUAGCGGAUCCAGAGUUUUUCCGGUCAAGAAAGGUCGACUUGGUGUUAGGGAUCCAAGCUUUCUUCAGCUUCUUCCCAACCGGAAGAGAAAUCCAACUUAGAAAAGGUUUACCUGUGCUGACCGAGUCCGUAUUUGGGUGGAUAGUGACAGGCGAAAUCACUACAGCAAGUCAGGGUACCAAGUACACUUGCAAUAUGGCAGUCUCGGACGAUCUGGAGGAACUAAUGGCACGGUUUUGGUCUGAACCAAAACUGAAUAUCUGGAGCUCGGUCACAUGCGAAUGGUGGAUGAUUGCAAGGAGAAUAGAGUCAAGCGUUGUUUUCUACCCCACCACCCGGUGA
This is a messenger RNA of Aedes albopictus (Asian tiger mosquito), 2040 nucleotides long. RefSeq lists its product as uncharacterized. Lineage: Eukaryota; Metazoa; Arthropoda; Insecta; Diptera; Culicidae. Gene Ontology annotation, biological process: proteolysis. The record is from RefSeq and is a predicted model, not a curated record. Bases 1 to 2040 code for a protein of 679 amino acids. Gene Ontology annotation, molecular function: zinc ion binding; aspartic-type endopeptidase activity; nucleic acid binding. The transcript has a single exon.